Colius striatus (speckled mousebird) is the source of this 4440-nucleotide messenger RNA. RefSeq lists its product as uncharacterized. Gene Ontology annotation, biological process: proteolysis; virion assembly. Gene Ontology annotation, molecular function: zinc ion binding; nucleic acid binding; aspartic-type endopeptidase activity. The record is from RefSeq and is a predicted model, not a curated record. NCBI's taxonomy places the organism in Eukaryota, Metazoa, Chordata, Aves, Coliiformes, Coliidae.
UUAGAUGUGCCUGAUUAAUUGUAUUGAUUUUUUAUGUUCUACCUGUGUAAGGAUAGGAGUCAUAAUUGUCAGGGUUGUGUUAUGUUGUUUUGGAAGUAAGGGUCACGGGAAAACUGAAGCUGCUGGGUCAGUAAAGGUCUGACAGACUUUAAAGAGGUUUCUGAGUAGCACGUGUGGGGGACAGACGUGUCCGGCACCACAGGCUACGGCCCUGGGGGACGCCUCACGGGUGAAAAUAGGCAACCUUUGCCUAUAGGUGAAACCUAGCUGGUCCUUGUGGAGUGAAUGAGGGGACGAAGUCUCCGCCCUUCUGAAAUUUUGAUAAGAUCUCUUCCGUGGUGUAAAAGUCGUGGAGAGCGAGAAAUCGUUUCUGUGUGUGUGUGUCUUAUUAUAAUCUUUUUUGUAUUACUGAUAACCAUGGGGCAGUCCCGAUCCACCCCUCUGUCAUUAACAUUGGCACAUUGGGCAAAAGUAAAAGCACGAGGGCAAAACCUGUCUCUUAUUAUCAAGAAGGGGGAUUGGCAAAAUUAUUGCGAAAGUGAAUGGCCAACCUUUAAAGUAGGAUGGCCACGGUCAGGUACCUUUGACAUCCAUACCAUACGGGCAGUCCGAAUGACUAUUUUCGCCUCAAUAGGAGGCCAUCCUGACCAAGAACCAUAUAUCACAGUAUGGGAAGAUUUGGUGAUGUAUCCGCCGGACUGGGUCCGACCAUUUCUUCCAAAUGAUAAAAUAAGAGUCCUAGCCCCCAAUAAUGGAGGAGAUUAUGAAAAAUUGAAAGAACCAAGCCCUAAGACCAAGGUAUAUCCAGAGGUCGAAGGACCCCCUGAAUGGACUCCACCUGUAUCCACAUCUAUACCCACCGCCCCCCCAACUGGACCCCGGUCCCCAGACGAGGGAGUACCUGUGCCAUAUAACCCGGGGGGUUGGGAAGAAGGACCCUAUACCGGUACCAGGAGUAAACGGGGGAUAAUGCCUGAGGGACCAGACUCCACUGUAGCCUUACCACUCCGGGCGGUGGGGCCAGCCCCCACAGAGCCAGAUGAGUUACAACCAUUACAGUACUGGCCCUUUUCGUCCUCCGAUUUGUACAACUGGAAAGCAAAUAACCCUUCUUUUUCUGAGAACUCUGCUGCCCUCAUAGGACUAGUCGAAUCCCUGAUGUACUCCCAUCAGCCCACAUGGGACGACUGCCAGCAGUUACUUCAAACACUUUUCACCACAGAGGAGCGAGAACGAAUCUUCUCGGAGGCACGAAAAACCCUACAGGAAGGCCAACCAGGCCAACCCCCUCGAACAGGAAUGGAAGUGGAGGCGUUGUUCCCAGUAGCGCGGCCGCAAUGGGACUAUAAUACAGCAGCAGGUAGGGAACGACUGUCCAUAUACCGCCGGGCUCUGGUAGCAGGACUAAGAGGGGCAGCCAGGAAACCUACCAAUCUGGCAAAGGUGAGAGAAAUUAUGCAGGGGCCUAAUGAACCACCCUCGGUGUUCCUAGAACGUAUCAUGGAGGCCUAUCGUAUUUAUACCCCGUUUGAUCCCAAAUCUAGGGGACAACGGGCCUCCGUUAUCAUGUCCUUCAUUGGACAAGCUGCACCAGAUAUAAAACGAAAACUGCAGCAUAUCGAGGGAUUGCAGGAUUACACCCUGCAAGAUAUUGUUAAAGAGGCUGAGAAAGUGUUCCAUAAAAGGGAAACCGAGGAAGAAAAGUGGGAGAGGGAAAAGAAUGAGAGAGAGAAGGAAGAAAUACGAAGACAAAAGAGACAGGAUAAGAAUUUAACAAGAAUACUUACUACAGUAAUGGCCGAGGGGAAACGCCAAGGGGAAAGACAGGCGAAAGGAGGAAGGGACCUGGACGACAAUGACAGGAAUAAGGGACCCAGAAGACUGGGAAAAGAUCAAUGUGCGUUCUGCAAGGAACAUGGGCAUUGGGCCCGUGAAUGCCCUAAGAAAAAGGGAAAGAGAGUACUAACCCUGGAGGAAGAUGAAGAUUAAUGGGGUCAGGGCCCGGAACCCCUCCCCGAGCCUAGGAUAACGUUAAAUGUGGAGGGGACCCCAGUAAAUUUUUUGAUUGAUACUGGGGCAGAAUAUUCCGUACUGAAAACCUCAUUAGGGACUGUAACUAACAAACAGACCAUGGUAAUUGGAGCAACAGGUCGAAAAGAAUACCCCUGGACAACUAAUCGAACUAUUGACUUGGGAACUAACCAGGUAUCCCAUUCUUUUUUGUUAAUACCCGAGUGCCCUACCCCCCUCCUCGGACGAGACCUGUUAACAAAAAUGAAGGCUCAGAUAAGCUUUACUUCUGCUGGCCCUGAGAUCGCCCUUGCAGGCAGAAAGCCAAAAACAUGCGUAUUGUCUCUGCACUUGGGGGAGGAAUAUAGACUAUACCAAAACCCCAAGGAGAACCUGGAUAACCUUGAAAAGUGGCUCAAGCAGUAUCCGAAAGCAUGGGCCGAAACUGGGGGCAUGAGGGAAGCGGUGAACAUCCCUCCCAUAGUGAUCAAGCUGCAAUCAAGUGCCACCCCAAUAAGCGUAAAACAAUACCCAUUGUCAAAAGAGGCAGUAGCAGGGAUACGACCUCACAUCGACAAGCUUGUACAACAAGGGAUUCUUGUGCCUUGUAAAUCUCCCUGGAACACACCACUCUUGCCGGUAAAGAAACCUGGGACUGGGGAUUAUCGGCCAGUACAGGACUUGCGGGAAGUCAAAAGAGUCCUUACCUUACAUCCUACGGUACCCAACCCAUAUAAUCUCUUAAGCUCUCUUCCCCCAGAUCGUGCCUGGUAUACAGUCCUUGACCUAAAGGAUGCAUUUUUCUGCUUGCGACUGCAUCCAGUGAGCCAGUUAAUUUUCGCUUUCGAGUGGAGAGAUCCUGAAAGUGGGAGAGUGGGUCAACUCACGUGGACAAGAUUACCACAAGGAUUUAAGAAUUCUCCUACCUUGUUUGAUGAAGCCCUCCACAGGGACCUGGCAACUUUCCGGGCACAAAACCCACAGGUAACUUUACUCCAAUAUGUAGAUGACCUCCUACUCGCGGCGUCCACCAAAGAAAGCUGCCUGAUGGGAACUCGCAGACUACUGGUUGAACUUGGAAGGUUGGGGUACCGUGUCUCAGCAAAGAAAGCACAAAUCUGCCAGAAAGAGGUAACCUAUCUGGGAUAUGCUCUAAAGGAUGGAAAAAGGUGGCUGACGGAAGCCCGAAAGAAGGCCAUCUUGCAGAUCCCCACCCCAUCAACCUCUCGACAGGUGCGUGAGUUCCUGGGAACGGCGGGGUUCUGUCGCCUUUGGAUACUUGGGUUUGCUAGCUUGGCUGAACCACUAUAUCCACUCACCAAAAACAAAGGAGAAUUCGUAUGGGGCAAAGAGCAGGAGGAGGCCUUCACCAACAUAAAGAAGGCGCUGUUAAGUUCCCCUGCUCUGGCGUUACCUGACCUCACCAAACCAUUUACUCUGUUCGUGGAUGAGCGAAAGGGAGUGGCCCGGGGUGUGUUAACACAGAAACUCGGACCCUGGAAACGGCCAGUGGCAUACUUGUCAAAAAAAUUAGACCCCGUGGCCAGUGGAUGGCCUGCCUGCCUUAAAAUAGUGGCUGCCACCGCAGUCUUGGUAAAAGACUCUGAUAAACUUACUUUUGGACAACCAAUUACAAUCAUUGCAGCCCACUCCCUGGAAAGCAUUAUUCGACAACCUCCUGACCGGUGGUUAACAAAUGCCAGGAUGACUUACUAUCAGAGUCUGUUACUAACUGAACGUAUUAAGUUUGCCCCUCCAGCCAUCCUGAACCCAGCCACACUGAUGCCUGAAGCAGGAGAGAGUGACCAGCCUCUCCAUGAAUGCCAAGAGGUUCUAGCCGAAGAAGUGGGCAUUCGCGCAGACCUAACUGACCAGCCUAUGGAAGGAACCCCCUCGUGGUUCACCGAUGGGAGCAGCUACCUGCUGGAAGGAAAGCGAAAGGCUGGCGCAGCCGUAGUGGACGGGAAACGGGUCGUGUGGGCUAGCUCGUUGCCAGAGGGGACCUCUGCCCAAAAAGCCGAACUAGUAGCCCUCAUACAGGCCCUGAGGUUGGCUGAAGGAAAAGUGAUUAACAUAUUUACCGAUAGCAGAUACGCCUUCGCAACAGCCCACGUCCAUGGGGCAAUAUACAGACAGAGGGGGCUCUUGACAUCGGCGGGGAAGGAAAUUAAGAACAAAGAGGAAAUUUUAAAUCUCCUAGAAGCCGUACAUCUCCCCAAAAAGGUGGCCAUCAUACAUUGCCCAGGGCAUCAAAAAGGAGAUGACUGGGUUGCAAGAGGGAAUCGAAUGGCAGACACAACUGCCAAAGAGGCCGCACUAGAGGCCAUGAUACUCUCAGUAAAACUUGACGACAAACAGGCAGUGGAAGGAAAGGAAGAAACAAACCUAUCCGCUGAGGAAGGGAAAGCUUACAUCGAUAAAAUGCACUGA